Serendipita indica DSM 11827 is the source of this 2973-nucleotide messenger RNA. The record is from the annotation of a GenBank genome assembly. Lineage: Eukaryota; Fungi; Basidiomycota; Agaricomycetes; Sebacinales; Serendipitaceae.
AUGCCAGCCAUCACGCUUCCGCUAAGUUUUAACAACUCGUUCUGGACCCAAGACUACCGACGUGGGCUCGAGACGCUAUUCAACAAGCUAGAGCAGGGCGUCUUGGAGAACGAGGAAAUCACCAACUUUAUCGAGGCUCGUGUCAAUGCAGAAUUUGAUCUCGCACAAGCUCUGACGAUGCCAGUCGCCUCGGCACCGCGAGGCACGGGGUUCGCCGCAGAUGACGGUGCAUCGCUUCUCAUGGCGUUCUGGGGCCUCAAGCAGGAGACCAAGGCCCAGGGAGACGGACAUAGGGCCGUGGCGAACGACCUGCAAGCGUUGGCGCUCCAGCCGUUUGCUUCAUGGUCAAAGGGACACGCGCAGCGCGUAAAGGAUGCAAAGAUUAACGUGCUAGAUCUCUGGGUAGGCGAUUAUGAGCAAGCGCUUGAAGAGGUCAACAAGCUCCGCGAGACGUAUUAUUCCAAGACGCGUAAAGCAGACGAGGCGGAAGAUGAUGCCAAGUUUGCACCGAAUACGGAUUACAGCGACCACUACACCGCAACCUCUCCUCGCCAAAACGGGAGGAAUGCAGUAGUCAACCGGACGCCAAGUGUCUCGGAGCGUAUCGCGGAAAGACUCAGAGAGCUGCGAGGAAACAAGGCCGAAGGCGAAGACGCUUCUUCUGUGACGGUCCUGCACUCUGAGGACAAGGCUGACGGAGAAAUAACCCCAACCCUCCCUAAGGUUGACAAAGGCAAAGGCAAAGCUGUCGAAACCUCGUCUCCAUUGGCAAUGAGUCCUGUUGCUGCUUCUGCACCUCUCCCACCAGCCAAACCAGAACCCAUGCUUCUCGCUGGAAUUGCAAUGAGCCCAGCAGCUGUAUCUGCACUCCUCCGUCGAGCACGCGACGAGUUGCCUCUCCGCCCGGUGCGACUACCCAUCAUUGGCGAAUAUCCAGAUUGCUUUACUGGAGAGGAAUUCGUCAACUGGUUACGAGAGAAUGUGGAAGCCUUUGGUGGUAGUCUUGAUCACGCUGCAGAAGCUGCUCGCGAGUUAGGGGAGGAUGAGGGACUGCUCAGGCGCAUCGGAGAGAUUGGCAACGUCUUCGAGGUAUCCAACGAAGCCUUCUAUCAAUUCCGCCCAAAGGCCUUUAAUCUCGAAGAGGCGCGAGCAGACAAUCUAAAAGCGCCUGCCGCUAAUCUUCAGCCGAUGGCGGACAAUCUCCUCAAACGAUCUGGCACCCUUGCCAACUUUGUGAUGAAGCAGAUCAAAAGCAACAGUAACAUUCCACCACAUGUCAAGGCCAGACAGGAAGCCCAGGAAGCGGAUGAGGCAUACAAGAAGGCGGUUCGACAACUUGACCGACAAAGGCUAGCUCUCGAAGACCGAAUUGAAGAGACAUUAAAGCUUCUUCAAAAAUGGGAGCUGGACCGACUCAGGAUCAUCAAGGACGUUCUCCUCAAGUAUCACGCCACGCUGAGCAACACUCCAUCGCACAUUCAGCCUUCGAUGGAGAGAGCAUCAACCUUGAUUGCAUCGUAUCAGCCGGAAUCUGACUUGAACGCUCUCAUCGAACGCUAUAGGACUGGUCCCUUCCGUCCCGCACCCCAUAUCUACGAAUCUGUGUCGCACGAUAUGAUAGAUGUUAGCUUUGGGUUUGACUUGAGAAGAUGGGCUGGAGAGAGUGGAUGGGCUGCCGUUCGUGUGCCGGAGGAUGAAAAGAAACCGAAUGCCAUUCCGCCACUUCUGAGGAGCCUCCUCGAGGCGUUAGAAAAGGCUUACACCAAGCUUCCAACUGACGAAGACAAGCGACGAACAUGGAUUUAUGAGAUCCCUCUUCCAGUCCUUCAUCAUCUCCGUGAAGCCCUUAACUCCCAGCCACCCGACACUGAGGUUCCGGUCGAAUUCUUUGAGAAGGUGGAUGCACCCGUUCUUGCUGGCAUCACUCGGUUAUGGCUACUUGAACUCGACCCUCCUGUGUGCAUGUGGGAAGGAUGGGACGACAUUCGCAAGAUUUAUCCUGCAGUGGGCGCAAAGUUGGAGGUGUCAGAAGCUCAGCACAUUGAGAAUGUUCAGAAUGCGCUGUUCAAGGUUCCGAAGGUUCACCUCUACGUCCUGGAUGCAGUCAUCAAGCAUCUCAAAAAGGAUCCGGAAAUCUAUCUCACCAAGCUUGCAUUUUCUCUCGGUCGCGCUUUGUUGCGUCCCAGGCAAGAGACACAUAUUUCCAUUCAGGACCGUCACCCAACCCUUCUUUUCAUUGAUCUCAUCAAGCACUACGAUGCUAUUUUGCCACCAACUGUCACCAAGAAGAAGCGGGAGUCCGAGAAGCCCUUGCCUGUGCGCAAGCGCACUACUCUGGUUGAUCAACGCAUCAACCGUCGCAGCGUCGCAGCAAAUCCAAAGCAACUAUUGGAGGCUCGUGAGGCGCAGAUCCGUGCCCCAAGCCCGCGUCCAGAGAUUGUUACGAAACCACCGACGCCCCCUCCAGCAAAGCAAAAGGACACUGACCUGCCACCAAGGCCAAAGUUCACAACGCCACCUCCUGAGCGUGAUGAACCAGCAACUGCCAGCCAAGCGGCACCAGUCGUUGUGCAACCCACUUCAACGGAACAAGCCCAGUCGCCGACAAGUCCCAAGCAACCCGCGUCGCCACCUAUGGAUGUAGGAAAGGCAUCACUCUUGGAAGACAAGCCCGCGGCCUCGGGAGCAAGCUUGACCCGGUCAGGUUCUGGAGAGACGUCAAGGGUACGAAAGCCAGGAGGUGCCCGUGGUCCUCGCGCCGCUCCAGGUGCUGCAGCUUCGGGAGGAUCCUACGUUCAUCAUCGCCUGAGUUCCUACGGCUCGGCGGCUGGUGAUGCAGCUGCAAGACCAAAGAGCCCGAUCACGCCAGUUGCGGAUCCAAAGGAGUAUGUCCCUAAGAAGAAGGACGGAAGGACGAGCGCUGGUACGUUCGCCAGACUAUCACAUGCGGAAGGCGGUGAUGAUACCAAAUAA